Molecule: messenger RNA, 1273 nt
Organism: Daucus carota subsp. sativus
Lineage: Eukaryota; Viridiplantae; Streptophyta; Magnoliopsida; Apiales; Apiaceae
Product: psbP domain-containing protein 4, chloroplastic
Exons: 5
Coding region: 93-884 (263 amino acids)
Biological process (GO): photosynthesis
Cellular component (GO): photosystem II; extrinsic component of membrane; photosystem II oxygen evolving complex
Molecular function (GO): calcium ion binding
Source: RefSeq, a predicted model, not a curated record
AAGCAGACGUGGCAGUUUGUAAGCCAGAAUAAGAUGAGGUCCUUUCCUUUAUGAUAUCUCAGUAGCAAAAUAAGUGUUAAUACCAGAAUUUAAUGGGUUCAAUGAUGUUCUCUGGCAGCUGCUUUACACUAAAAUGUAACCAAGCUCAGCCUCACUCUGCAGGAAAACGGUUGUCAAGACCAAAAGCUAGUGGUGCUGCAGACCCGGAGUUUAUUGAUAAAGAAAGUGAGCAAAAUGCGGGGCUUUUUAAGAGAAGAUUAGCUCUAGUCUCUGGGGUUUCAUUGGUUUCAAGUUUUCCUAAACAUGGCUUGGCUGUAGUGAAACAAGGGCUCCUAGCUGGGAGGAUUCCUGGCUUAUCUGACCCAGAUGGGCAAGGUUGGAGGACUUAUCAAAGGCCUGAUGAGAAAUCUGGAGGACAUGGUGUUGGAUGGAGUCCUAUAAUACCAUAUCUUUUUUCAGUGCCCCCAGAGUGGGAAGAGGUUCCAGUAUCAAUUGCAGAUCUAGGGGGAACCGAGAUUGAUUUGAGAUUUGGUAACCCCAAAGAAGGCCGCUUGUUUGUCAUAGUAGCUCCUGUUCUUAGAUUUGCAGACAAUCUUGGUGACAAUGCAACAAUAGAAAAAGUUGGACCACCGGAGAAAGUGAUCAGUGCAUUUGGACCAGAAGCGAUAGGUGAAAAUGUAGAUGGAAAAGUUUUGAGUAUGGAAGUAAAAGACUACUCUGGAAGAAAAUAUUACCAGUAUGAACUGGAACCCCCUCAUGCCCUUAUCACUGCAACUGCUGCUGGGAACCGGUUUUAUUUGUUCACUGUAACUGCAAAUGGUCUUCAGUGGAAGAGGCAUUACAAGGACCUAAAAAGGAUUUCUGACUCUUUCAGGGUUGUGUGAUGGACUUGACAGAAGAUAUACAAUCCAAUUGACGCGCUGCAAGUACAUGCAACAAAUCUACUUCAAAUAUUUGUGUAUACUACUAUGUAGUGCGCGCAGAGAAACAAACAGCAGUAACUAAUAUAUCAAAACAGUAAACACACAGAUUUAUCUGGUUCGGCAACUUGCCUACAUCCACGGGAGGCUGCUGGUAUCAUUAAACAGAGUGAAUAAAUUACAGAGUGCUGAAAACAGAUUUCCUCACUAAUAAUAUCUCUCAAAGUGUUUCCUAGGUAUUUUCGUAAAGUUGCAGGAAAUACUCAUACUGUCAUACACAAACUAUAUAUCUUAGCUUCUUCUGUCUUCUGAUUUCUUAACCUUCACGUUGGAAUGGAUGUGUUUAAUUUAUA